GAAACGCUUGUCAAAAGUGCGAAGCAAGGUGGAGAGAGAGAACUUCUUCGAGGAAUAGGGAAACUGCGGUGGGCAAGUGAUCAAACACCGGGAGGUGAAUUCCGGCUAUCGUCGCCGGCCUUGCUAUUUCUUCUCCUUAUGGAUUAUUCCAUGUGCUUUCACGACGGCAACAUCGCUGACUUGCUACACAGUCGCACUCUCCAUGGCAAUCACCAUGUUUUUAAUCCCGUUGUGCAAAUGCAUUCCUCACUUGUCCGAGCAAUUUCUCUGGAAAGAGAACUAGAGGGGCACCGUGGAUGUGUAAAUGCUAUAGCUUGGAAUUCAAAGGGCUCAAUGUUGUUAUCUGGAUCGGACGAUACACAAAUUAAUAUUUGGUCAUACUCAAAACGAAAACUUAUGCAUACCAUUGAGAGUGGUCAUUCCGCUAACAUAUUCUGCACAAAAUUCAUUCCUGAAACAUCCGAUGAGUUGGUUGUUUCUGGUGCAGCUGAUGCUGAGGUUCGUCUUUUUAAUUUAUCUCACUCAAGGAGCAGUGGACAGGGGGUGAAUGGUGGCCUUUUGGCAAAUUUUCAGUGUCACACAAGGAGGGUCAAAAAAUUAGCUGUCGAAGUUGGAAACCCUAGUGUUGUGUGGAGUGCUAGUGAAGACGGGACAGUGAGGCAACAUGAUUUACGUGAGGGUGUUUCUUGUCCUCUUGCGGGGUCCUCUCAUCAAGAAUGUCGGAAUAUCCUUCUUGAUUUGCGAUGUGGAGCUAAAAAAUCUUUAGCAGAUCCUCCAAAGCAAUCCCUUGCUCUGAAGUCUUGUGAUAUCAGUACCACUAGGCCUCAUUUACUCCUUGUUGGUGGCAGUGAUUCAUUUGCACGUUUGUAUGAUAGGCGAAUGCUACCGCCUCUUUCAUCUAGUCAGAAAAAGUCCCCGCCACCUCCUUGUGUGAAUUACUUUUGCCCGAUACAUCUCUCUGACAUUGGACAUUCUAAUGUGCAUCUUACUCAUGUCACUUUUAGUCCGAAUGGUGAGGAGGUACUACUUAGUUACAGCGGAGAGCAUGUUUAUUUGAUGGAUGUCAAUCCCGCUAUGGCAUCUGCGGUUUCCAUGAGUUAUACGCCAGCGGAUUUCACGAAUCUCUUUAGCUUGAGUUCUAUAUUUGAUGGAGGGGAAGUGAAUUCUUCAUCUCUUUCUGGUGUAUCUUCAAAUGGUUAUCCUCUGAGAAAAAAAACUGCUGCAAGGCUUGAUAGGUGCAGAAAAUUGAUCCAGAUUGCUGAAAAAUCAUUAAAAGGAGAAACUGAUUAUUAUUAUGGCAUUGAGGCUUGUGAUGAAGUCUUGGAUGGUCAUGGUCAUGAAAUAGGGCCAACUCUCAUGCAUGAGUGUUUAUGUAUACGUGCAUCCUUGUUGCUCAAGCGUAGGUGGAAAAAUGACUCGCACAUGGCUAUCAGGGACUGUCAGAAAGCUCGGAAAAUAAAUCCUUCAUCAGCUAGAGCAGUCAUUUGCAUGGCUGAGGCACUAUUUUCGUUGGAGAAACAUAAGGAAGCAUUGGAAUUUUCUAUUGCAUCUCAGUCUAUGGCUCCUUCUGAUUCUGAGAUAAUGGAGAGGGUGGAGAAAAUCAAAAAGAGUAUUGCUGCAGCUGAAGCUGACAGAGCUAACCUGGAAAGUGAGAGGGGAAUAAAGGCGAACAAUCAAGCAGCAAAAGCACUUUCAAUAAGUGACAUAAUCUACCAUUCUGUAGGGGAUAAUGAAGCAUUGCUAGAUGAUUCUGAAAGAGAGGACUCUGACUAUGAAGAAGAGCUGGAAUUGGACUUUGAAACAGCAUUUCCUUCUGAAGCAGGGCAUGAUAUUGACUCCACCGUCCUUCCGACAAACUUAAAUUUGAGAAUUCACAGGCGAGGUAAUUUGGUCACGGAAGCUGAGAGACACGAUGGCUCGUCUCGGGCUCCUGUCUCGUCAUGUGAAAACCCUGAAGUGCCUUAUCAGCCUGAGAUGGCGAUAGAUAUGAAGAAGAGAUAUAUUGGCCAUUGUAAUAUAGGCACUGAUAUAAAACAAGCUAGUUUUAUUGGGCAAAGAGGUGAAUAUAUUGCCAGUGGAAGUGACGAUGGUCAAUGGUUUAUCUGGGAAAAGAAAAGUGGCCGAUUAAUAACGAUGCUACAUGGAGAUGAUGCUGGUAAUACCCUACUUCCCACCGCUCUCACUAACAUGCAGUAAUGGAUAAAAUGAAACAAAAAAUAACUCAGCACUUCCAUUUGGCAGAUAAUUAAAUUCAAUAUUGCUAAUCGUCUUGUAGUGAUUAACUUUUAUGUGUUGCCCAUACUCAUUGUUACUAUUACCUUUACAAAGCAAUUGGGCUGCAAUGAUGUGAUACUCCCUCCAUCGCAAUUUAAAUUUAUUUUAGUGUUCAACACAUGAAUUAAGGUAAAGUCUAAAAAGGCGAUCUUUUUCUUUUCCCUACAACCCUCACUCAUCUAGCACUGCCAGCAUGCAUAUUAUAUUUGUUAUUUCCUGUCAUUAGGCCUAUUUUUGAAGAGUUGCAUUUACAGAAGUGACACCAUUAAAAUUUUCAAGGUAAACAAAAUAAUGCACUUGCCUUUGGGAGCCUAAUAAGCCUAAAAUACAUUUAGUUUGGGACCAAGGUAGUACUGAGUAACACAAUUGGCUGGCUGCUGAGUUUUGUAGUUUCUCUUUCGAAUGGCUCUACAGAUAUCACUAUUUUAAAACUUAUGCUAGAAAUUUUGGCUCUUUGGGUAACCAUUUUUACUCUUGAGAUAUCUACCUAGAGGAUUAUGUAUUGCUAGAAUUGGACCAUCAGGCCUCUUGUGAGAUUCAGCACCAACCUGUGUAAAAUCUGACUCUUUUCUUUCUGGCUCUCAUUAUGUUUAACCCUAUCUUCGGUAUCAGUUCAUUGAGCUUAAUUUGACAUAUGAUAUUCAUCUUGUCCUUACUCCGCUGUGCUGCACAGUUGUCAAUUGUAUACAGAGCCAUCCAUAUGAUUCUGUCAUAGCAACUAGUGGGAUUGACAACACCGUAAAGAUAUGGGCUCCAAAUCCUGUACUCCCCUCUUAUGUAGCAAGACAAGGGCCUUCAAACCCAGUAGAUGCUAUGGAGAAAAAUCAGCGCAGAUUAUGCCGCACUCGGGAGACGAUUUUGUAAUGCAUAUGUUUUGGAUUUAACCUUUAUAUUUUCUAACCUGCUUCAAUUAUUUUUCAUGUUCUGGGUUUAUGAUCCAAUGACAUUGUGGGUAUUUCGUGGGAGUGUGUUUGUUUUCUUAUAUGCACGGCAAGCUAAGAAUGCCCAUCCAUGAAGUUGUAAUUAAGUUGCAUCCUUUUUUCUUGGAGUGUGAUUUUCUAUCACGCAUUUAUUGCUAUUUCAGGCCUUUUGAAUUUCUGGAGCGUUUCAGGAUGCAUGAGUUUGCUGAAGGAAGUUUCCAUCCGUUUGAGUGCACUCAAAGUUGAUCGUGUUCUACCUUCUGAAUUUAUAUUUAGGUGUUUAGUCAAUAAAUGCUGCAGGUGCUGCUGCUGGAAGCUCGUCUGAACCACCAGUAAAUAACGACAUGUACAGAUGCUUGUUGAGGGGAUUUGCUUUCUACUUUCAUUGUUGUAUAUGUGUUCGUCUUACUGCGUGGUAUUUAUUUCACUACAUUUUGAAAUGAAAUUAUCAACGAUGGUCCAAGCCAAACAGGCUGACGGCAAAGUAGUGAUAACUUGAAAGCCUGUAGAUGAUGGUCUUGCCGCAAAUUAUGGGUCAAAGUCUCUUUGAUGCUUUGGGUGAGUGAAUAGAUGUGCCGAGUUGAAAGAGCUCAAACCUGCUGUAGAUAAUAUUCUGGCCGGCAUUUUUUAUACCUCAAUAUAUAUAUGGUCUUUUUUUUACACAUUGUACCAUCAAAAAACAUCUUUUGUCACUUCAAAUGAACCGCAUAAUUAAUAAUUAUGCAAGAUAUGUUGCAUGUAUAUCAACAAUUCAGUUUUGUUAUGGAGUUAUCGGAUGGCUCGGCUUAUAAAGUCAUCCAUACUUAUUCACCAAUAGUGUAUUGA
Molecule: messenger RNA, 4019 nt
Organism: Striga asiatica
Lineage: Eukaryota; Viridiplantae; Streptophyta; Magnoliopsida; Lamiales; Orobanchaceae
Source: the annotation of a GenBank genome assembly